Dictyostelium purpureum is the source of this 402-nucleotide messenger RNA. RefSeq lists its product as uncharacterized. Lineage: Eukaryota; Evosea; Eumycetozoa; Dictyosteliales; Dictyosteliaceae. The transcript has 3 exons. The record is from RefSeq and is a predicted model, not a curated record. Bases 1 to 402 code for a protein of 133 amino acids.
AUGAAAAUUAAUAUUUUUUUUAAAAUUAUAAUAUCGCUAUCAUUUUUAUUAUUUGUAAAUUGUUCUUGUCCAGCUGGUUCAAAGUCGAGCGAUCCUAUAGUAUAUGAUUUGUUAAUAGUUGGCGAUAGUAUUAAUAAUGAAAUGCCAAUAGUUGGGAAAAUAAGUGGAUCUGCAUGUUUAAUUCAAGAUAACUCUAUUGCUAAUUAUUAUUUUCAAGAGGGAACUGUUAAUACACUUCCAAAUCAGAUUCUUGGAGUUGAAUUCUCAGGACAAGCAGUCUAUAAUGAUGACAAAUAUACAAUUUUAAGUUAUAAAUUUCCGUCUGCAAUUUUGACAAAAGAUUCAAACUCGGGUUUAUUUACUCUUACCAUUACCAAUGGUAAAAUUUAUUUAAAAUUAUAA